Messenger RNA from Epinephelus fuscoguttatus (brown-marbled grouper), 2472 nucleotides. RefSeq names its product SRP receptor subunit alpha (gene srpra). Gene Ontology annotation, biological process: SRP-dependent cotranslational protein targeting to membrane. The coding region runs from base 108 to 2060 and encodes 650 amino acids. Gene Ontology annotation, cellular component: endoplasmic reticulum membrane; signal recognition particle receptor complex. The record is from RefSeq and is a predicted model, not a curated record. Gene Ontology annotation, molecular function: ATP hydrolysis activity; signal recognition particle binding; GTPase activity. NCBI's taxonomy places the organism in Eukaryota, Metazoa, Chordata, Actinopteri, Perciformes, Serranidae. The transcript has 15 exons.
CCUGGUUCUGCAUCUGACGUGUCUAAAACAGUUUUGCUCUGGUGGUGGGAUCGCACUCGUGGGGGAUUUAUCAGCUAUUGGACUAAUAUCUAAAACGUCGUGGCAAGAUGCUAGAUUUCUUCACCAUCUUCAGCAAAGGGGGGAUAGUGUUGUGGUGUUUUCAGGGAGCCGGGGUCACUGAAUCCUUCACCGGCCCUGUCAACGCUCUGAUCCGCUCCGUAAUCCUCCAGGAGCGAAGUGGGAACAAUUCAUACACUCAUGACAAACUGAGGCUGAAAUACAAACUCGACAAUGAGUUUGAGUUGAUUUUUGUGGUGGGUUUUCAAAAUAUCCUGACGCUGACAUAUGUGGACAAGUUCAUAGAUGACGUUCAGCUCCACUUCAGGGAUCGUUAUAAGAAUGAACUGGAGCAAAGGGGAGCCCUGAAGCUAUUAAACAACAACUUUGAAUUUGAGGAAAACUUCAAGAUGCUUCUCAGAGAGGCGGAGGAGAGCAGCAGAGUUAAAGGCCCCACCAACAUGCGGUCCUUUAAGGAGUCUGAGAAAUCCCAAAAAACUGUGAAGUCAAUGAUUGAGACCAAGGGUGGGGAAAAAAUUAAGGAGCAGGGUGGCAAGAAAAAUAAAAAUACCAAAAAGGAGGCUCCUGCAGCUGAGCCUGUCAAAAUGGAUCAAGGCAAGGCCUCAUCCUCUGGGCAGAAGGUGGUCGAGAACGGUAACCAGGGCUUGACUCCUGAGGAGAUCAUGCUGAAGAAGAGAGAGGAAUUCUUUCGCAAGCGCACAGCGGUACCUGUUGAAAAAGCCACUAAGUCCCCAAAGCCUCAGAAGCCUAAGGAGAAACAGAGGCGUGUUUGGGACAUGGGUGGUAGCAGCACCAAGGACCUGGACUACAGCAACAAUGAUGGAGGCAGUUCCCAAAAUGGUGACAAACAUGAGGAAGCACAAAUUGAUCUGGGGAUGCAGCUGAGCUCCAUGAAGGGAGACCUGCUGUCUGUGGAGUGUGAGUCCAGUGAGGAAGAGGAGAUGGAGGAGGAGGAGGAGGAGAGAGUGGUUGUCAGUGAAACAAGCAAGGCAAGCUCUAAAAAAGCUGGCGGUUUUGGGGGCAUGUUUGGGAUGCUGAAGGGCCUGGUGGGCUCCAAGAGCCUGACUCGGGAUGACAUGGAGUCGGUACUGGACAAGAUGAAGGACCACCUCAUCGCAAAGAAUGUAGCAGCCGACAUCGCCUCCCAGCUCUGUGACUCUGUAGCCAAAAAACUGGAAGGCAAAGUCAUGGGCACAUUCACCACUGUGGCCUCAACUGUAAAGCAGGCCCUGCAAGACUCACUGGUGCAGAUCCUGCAGCCCAAGCGCAGGGUGGAUAUUCUGAGAGAUGUCAUGGAGGCGCAGAGCCAGCGGAGGCCUUUUGUCAUCACAUUUUGUGGUGUCAAUGGGGUUGGAAAGUCCACCAACCUGGCCAAGAUCUCUUUUUGGCUGAUAGAGAAUGGUUUCACUGUGCUGAUCGCAGCCUGUGACACGUUCCGUGCUGGAGCAGUGGAGCAGCUCCGCACUCAUCAGCGCCGCCUGAACUCUCUGCAUCCUCCAGAGCAGCACGGGGGGCGUCCGGUAGUCCAGCUCUAUGAGAAGGGCUACGGCAAGGACGCUGCUGGAAUCGCCAUGGAGGCCAUUGCCUAUGCCCGCAACCAGGCCUUUGACGUGGUGCUGGUGGACACUGCUGGGCGUAUGCAGGACAACGCCCCCCUAAUGACAGCCCUGGCCAAACUUAUCGCGGUCAACAUGCCCGACCUGGUACUGUUUGUUGGAGAGGCUCUGGUUGGCAAUGAGGCAGUUGACCAGCUGGUAAAGUUCAAUCAGGCUCUGGCAGACCACUCCAUGUCUGACAAGCCUCGCCUCAUUGAUGGAAUCGUUCUCACUAAGUUUGACACCAUCGAUGACAAGGUUGGUGCUGCCAUCUCGAUGACCUACAUUACAGGCCAGCCCAUUGUGUUUGUGGGCACAGGGCAGACCUACAACGACCUGCGCAGCCUCAACGCCCGCGCCGUGGUCAGCGCCCUGAUGAAGGCCUAAGCGGCUGCAUGUUCUGCUGUUUAUUCAUCAUCGCAACAAAGCCAACAAUGCGUUUUUGCCACGCUGCCGUGAGAUGUCCCAGCCCCACUAACCUGCGUUUCACAUCCUCCUGUCAUUGCCCGCUCUACUUUGCAUCAAACAAAGAACUGGUGUCAUGCACAGGACUUUAUUCUUCUAGUAAAGGACAAGUGCGCACUUUGAAAGACAGAACAUUUUGCAGCAAAGCCAGAGCCUUUGAAUCAUGUCUAAACUUUUGGGCCUACAUUGAAACGUACCUCAGACCAGCCAGAGUUUUGAAACAAAAAGUCCCAUCCCAAUGACAUUUUAGCUGACUAAAUGGACCUAGGCUGUAAAUGUCAUCAGCUUACUGGUUUACACAGUAAAGACUUAAAAAAAAAAAAAAACCUCCCUA